GCCCCCUCUCCUCACUUUCGUCUUCCUCUCCUCGCACACGCAACCUUUGCCUCCACUCCCUCGCCUCUUCCCCUCCUUCUCCUCGACAUCUCCACGAGUGGGGGAAUGACGAACUCGAGCUUGGCGACAGGGAUUCGAGCGCCAGCACUCCAUAUCCGGCGGAGGGGUUGCGCGCGGGUGGCGGCGAUUUCGAUCUGUGUGUGCCUCGUUGCUGGAGGCGGCUGCCCGAUCCAGCAACUGGUGAAGCAACUCCCGACCAGCGACCAUCCCUCCUCGCCCGCGUCUCUGCCCCGCACUCGUUUUGCCACCAACCUCGACUAGAUCGGCAUCUGGUGUAGGAGGCUCGGGGUGGUUGUGGGCCUCGUGGCGGCGGCCUCCUCAGCGGCGUCGCCGGACAACCUCCACGCGCGGAGGAGGCAUCUCCACGGGUUCCCCGAGCCUCGCUCGCCUCAUCUCCUCUCUCUUCACCAGCCCGACCAUGCAGGAUGGGACGAGAAUGUUUGUGGCCAGCUAGUGGAUGCGGGUCGGAGCAGCGGGACUCCCGCCUAUGCCUCGCACGGCUCGGAGAGACGCUGAGCUCCAAUGACCCAUGGAUGCGCCGGCGAGUGCGGGUGGCCCGCUUGAUGCUUUCAACCGUAGAUUCACAGGAAGCUUGCGACGUUGCUACCCUCCAUCUCCCUCACACACGACUUACGCCGUCGCCAGGAUCCCCAUUUUCUUCCUGUACUGGUGCUGCUAGCUCCUUGGCGACGGUUAUGACGCCAUAUGUGGCUUCACUCGGCCCCUCCUCCCCGGCAGCGGCCUUCUUGACGGAUUAAAUCAUGUUAUCUUGCUAUUUGCUUCCAAGCCUAAAUAUUUCUCAUCCAUACAUGAUUUUAUCUAUAAGUUUGGUCGCGACAUCGACUGCCUAUCUUGGCAACAUUGGUGCUGAAGUUAUCGAGCCUCCAAAGAAUGGGAUAUUUCUGGUAAACAACCGACUGGUGGUCAGGGAUGGGGGGCGAGGCGACUGGGGGGGCGACUCCCCGGGCGACUCCCAGGGUGUGUCCCCGGGGGACCACGGAGGCCGCCGCCGCGCCAUGCCUCCCCGCGGCGGCUCGGGCGGGUAUUGGCGGCCGGUUUUGGGCCCUGAUGGAGUCAGACAACGAGGACGACGCCGGAGAUGGAGACAUGGCGAUACGUUCGCCGUUGUCACCUACGCCUAGUUCUUUGAUAGGCGAUCUAUUUCAUGCAGGUUAUGAUGAAGAUGCGGUCGCCAAUAACGUAGACACGGUGGUGCCGGUGGAAGAUCCGGCGCGGGUGGGGCUUCACCCGGACGAGAGGAGGGAAGUGGUACGACGUGUCGUUCAUCGGAGAAAUGCGGCAUCGACGGUCAGGCCAUGGAAGGGCCCUAUACCCAAGGUUUUAUUCCGGACUACGGCACUGAUUCGUUCGUGGUCGCCACUCACCCAGACGGAGGCCAGGGAGCAUUUGGUUACUGGGUCUGUCCGCUGGGAGAUGGUAGCUCGGGAUAUCUUCAACCGGUUUGGAUGGCAGUCAUGUAAUAGGAUAGGCAUUUAGUGUUCCUAUCUACUUUUCCCAGCCGGUUGUGGCAUCUUGGUUUGGCUAGUUGUUGUUUCUAGCCUUUUUUUGGCUCUGUGUGAGCUUUUUCUACUUUUUACGACCAUUGGAACCAUGUUGGCACUACUUUUCUUAUUAAUAAGAGGGUCGUAUGCAUCGUGCUGAUGCAGAGGCCGGGGUUUUUUCCCCCUUUUCGAAAAAGAAUGGGAUAUUCAAAUGUCACAGAACUCGUCGGUGAUGUUAUCGAGCA
Molecule: messenger RNA, 1807 nt
Organism: Triticum dicoccoides
Lineage: Eukaryota; Viridiplantae; Streptophyta; Magnoliopsida; Poales; Poaceae
Exons: 4
Coding region: 991-1557 (188 amino acids)
Source: RefSeq, a predicted model, not a curated record